UUUCAAAAUGGCUCCCAACAACAGACAACGUAAAACAGGGAAAUCUAGCAGAUCUAUAACAAACGUUGAGAAAAGAAAAGAUAGUCAUUAUGCAUUAAUGAUUUCUCAGUUUAUGUACAUUAGCCUGUGUAUGGUACUAGUGAAAGUCUCCUGAGUUUGAAAAUCUGAAACUAAAAAAAAAAUAAAUCUCAAGAUGUUACCAAGGCCAAGUGGUUUUUUUUAUUGAUCUAGCCAAAGUAGCCAAUAAUUUAGUGUGCAUCUGUAAACUAAUGAUUCAUUUUACAUUUUCAAGGCAGCUUACAUUUACUCUGGAGCUAUAACUAUAAGCCACAGAACAUUUUUGGCUACUUUGUUUGAAAAUGAUAGGCAUUUUUCUCACUUAUCAACCUUGGAGCGAGAAUUAGCUUUUCGGACUGAAAUGGGUUUUUAUUUUUCCUACUUCAAGACUAUAAUAUCUGCUGAAUCAGUGUAUGAUGGUUUGUUUCAAGUGAUGAACGAUAACAUAACUGAAUAUCCAUCUACUAUCAACACCCUCAAAAGAUUUAAUUUGUACCCUGAGUUAAUCGUGGGCUGGGCUUACAGAAUAUAUAUAUCCACCAGUGAUUUUCUGGGGCAUAGAACCAAAAUUUGCUGGACAGUGAACAGAGGUGAAGGAUUAAGUCCAGUACAAAGCUGUGAAGGUCUAGGAGAGCCAGCUUAUUUUUAUGUUGAAGCAGCAUUUUUACUCAAUGGGCUAAUGUUGGGAAUUUUUUUUCUUUUUGGCACUUUUUUAAGCAAGAGUAUAUUUGGAGGAUUAAUUACUGUAGCCUGCUUUAUGUUCAAUCAUGGUGAAGCAACUAGAGUCAUGUGGACUCCACCAUUACGAGAAAGUUUUGGUUACCCCUUUUUUGUACUACAUAUGUUUGUAGUGUCAUAUAUAUUAAGGAAUAAGAUUACUUCAUAUUUGUUUGCUCUACUGAUUGGAGGUAUCCAGAUAUGUUUCAUGCUGUCUUGGCAGUUUGCCCAGUUUGCUUUGUUAACCCAAACACUUGCUGUAACUGCUGUUUAUCUACUACAGUAUAUAUCCAUUGAGACCUUUAAAGUUUUCCUAAAGGGACAGACUGUAGGACUUUUAUCAAGUUUUGUAUUGCUGUUUGGUAAUGAAAUGCUGUUAACCUCAUUUUUUGCAAGCACUCUUCUUGCAGCAUGGGUAUUGGUGGUUGGCAAUCCUUUUUUCACUAGAUUUAAAAAUCAACUAGCAAUUUUUUUCUGGCAGUCUGGCACAUUUGUUAUUGGGACUUUGGUUCUCAAGCUGUUCAUUGGGAAAAUGCUUAUAUUGGAAGAUGAUGCACAUAUUGGUGAAAUCCUGAAAAGUAAAUUCACAUCUUUUAAAAACUUUCAUACCAUGUUAUACACGUGUGCUAAAGAAUUUGACUUUAUAGAACAAGAGACCAUAUGGAAGCUGCUACAAACUCUUGUACUGCCCAGUGCUGUGUUUGCAUUUGUAGCUGUAGCUUUUCAUUUACUGAGAAAUGAAAUUCAGUUUUUUAAAGAGUCAAAAGGCACAAGUUCAGAAAGUACAACUCAAACCAAGCAUAGCGUUGUGCAAAAAGAAAAAGAAGAUGCAGAACUUGUAUACCAUUCACUUCAAUUGUUAGCCUUCACAGCUAUGGCUCUCCUCAUUAUGAGAUUAAAGUUAUUCUGGACUCCUCAUCUCUGUCUGUACACAUCUUUGUUGGCUUCUAAACAUAUAUUUCCAUUUGGUUCUAAAGAAAAACACUAUGCACUGUUAGCUGUUUUAGUUGCUUGCAUGGCAUGGACCGGAGUUGAUAAUUUGCAAGUGCAGUUGGGCAGAGUUGGAGAGUUUAGUAAUAUUCCCAUGGAAGAGCUUGUAGAAUGGAUUAAAGCGAAGACACCACAAGAUGCAGUUUUUGCUGGUGCCAUGCCUACUAUGGCAACUGUGAAACUUUGCACAUUGCGUCCUAUUGUGAACCAUCCCCAUUAUGAAGAUGCUGGACUCAGAGAGCGUACUAAGCUUGUGUAUAGUAUAUACAGUCGGAAGCCCCUGUCACAAGUAAAAGCCAACUUGGACAAACUUGGAGUGCAGUACAUUAUAAUUGAAGAUAUGUGGUGCUCCUAUAAAGCAAAAACUGGUUGUUCUCUGCCAGAGAUCUGGGAUUUAGAAGACAAGCAAUAUCAAGGUUCUCAGGCAGCGUGCCAUAGGAUAAAAAAAAAUCCAGAGUCUUAUUUCCAACUGGUUUUCAAAAACAAUAUUUACCAUGUGUUUCAAUUAUUGUCUUCAUAACUUUUCUGUUCACCUAUGCUACUGAAUUAAACGCAUUAUAUGUUUGACUUUGGACUAGGCGAUAACUGAACAAAUCCAUGACCAAGUAUUGCAUUUAAUUUUGCUAUAGUUGUCUUAGCGCUAUUUUGUUCAUGAUUAUUUAUUUGUUUAUUGUUAUCCAAUUUAAUUCAAUUAUUGUUUUAGCUAUGUAUUAUUGUUUUCUUCAAUAAUACUAUUUACUUUAUAUAAGUUUCAAUGCACUUUAUUUACAUUGAGCUGUUCCUAUUAGAACCAUAUGAUUAUUAUUUUUUUAUGGGUGUCUGUUAUAAUAAGUCUAUUAGUUUGAAAAUUUGAGGUAAUUUUUAGUUGUUUUUAAACAGUGUUAUGAAAGAUGAUUUGUUUUUGCUGUAGUGGUAGAAGUGGUAUUGUAUAUAUGCUCAGAGAGAGGGUAUUGGUCUAUUCUGCAUUAUACCUUACUUUUUAUUUUAUUGUGUCUACUUCGCACCCCAUACCGGUAUAGAAACACAUUUAAAAGUUAUCUCACUUGUUUAUAGUGUUAUACAUAUACAACAUUGGUGGUUUCCAUUGAAUAUAGAAACACAUUUAAAAGUUAUCUCACUUGUUUAUAGUGUUAUACAUAUACAACAUUGGUGGUUUCCAUUGAAUGGUGCUGCUUGGCAAAUUAUUUUUAGCUUGUAAAAUAUUUUGUUGACAGACUAAACAUUUCAGAUCAUUAAAUGGGGUACCUGGUAACUGUAGAUCACUGUGGGCAUUGAAGUGAACUGCUGUAUAUAAUUUACCCCUUGCUUGUGACAACUUUCCUCAGAAUUGUUAUUCCCUGAGAGAAAUAGUGGUGACAUUUUUAAAAAAAUGUAUUACAUAAAUGCUGUUUAUCCAUCGAUUUGUCAGUAAUCUUUAGGCCAUAUUUCUCUUUUAAUUGGUCAGUAAUCUUUAGGACAUAUUACUAUUAAUUUGUCUGUGCUCAUCUCCACAAUCAUUUCAUCCUUAUUCGUCUUUGUCUUCCACAAGGAUACAGCUUCCUAGAUAGAACUAUUGUUAUACCGGGUAUUAGUGGGAAUCUUAUGUUGCAAACUCUUAUUAAUUUUGUUCAACAAUAUCCUUCACUUGACUUUUUAGUACAUCUGUUUAGUUUUUAGUUUCCCUUUCAGAUCCUGUGAUUUAUGGGGCAGGUGAUGUUAUCUGUUUGCUGUCCUAUGGUUACAGAGUAGGGUGUCUUGUGGCCUGCACAGCGACCAACCGCCUUUACUUUCUCGAACUUAAAUCAGGUACUGAUUAAAGUUGGGUGGACUCAGGAUGCCCUAUAAAUCAUGAAAUUCAAAAUCAGUCCACUGAGAUUCAAACCCAGGACCCCAGGUUUGAAAGCCAAGUACUUAACCACUCAACCACCACGUCCCUGUUAUAUAUGAUGUUAUUGUUUUUACCUCUCUUUUACCUAACCCAAAUCACAAAAGAAAAUGAGCUUGUUCAAGCUUUAGCAAUAACAAGCUAACAAAUUGUAUUCUAUUUUCUCUGGCACCUUCCCUAAGCUAACUUGAUAUUGUUGACCCUGUUACUGAGUUUCACAUCAAUGCAUAAUGAACUUUUAAAUUCCAUUAGUUUAAUGGCUUUCUUUAAAAGUGUUUUUCAGUUUUUUGUUAGUUUGUCUAGGUAUUUGAAAUAUUACAUGAAAAAAAUUAUACCUUUUAAAGUAAAAAAAAUUGCUACAAAAUGAUUCUGUCUUGAAUGACCUAGUUUCAUAUAAGAAUUACUGAUCAAGUUUUUU
This is a messenger RNA of Biomphalaria glabrata, 4046 nucleotides long. Its product is annotated as probable C-mannosyltransferase DPY19L1. The coding region runs from base 419 to 2284 and encodes 621 amino acids. Gene Ontology annotation, cellular component: nuclear inner membrane. Lineage: Eukaryota; Metazoa; Mollusca; Gastropoda; Planorbidae. Gene Ontology annotation, molecular function: mannosyltransferase activity. The transcript has 23 exons. The record is from RefSeq and is a predicted model, not a curated record.